AUGGCUGGAACUUGGGCUUUAAAUCAGUUAAGAUAUACAGGAAUAGGAUAUGAAAGUAGAAGAGAAUUUGAUAAAGGAACCAAAAAAAUUGCUACUCCUGUGGGUUUAUUGCCUUAUGGAGAAAAAGUAAAAGUUAGUUAUAAAGGCAAUUUAUGUAAAGAGUGUAAAGAAAAAGAAACUGAACAAAAGGAAAGUGUAGUUUAUAAAUAUGGUUCAACUAGUGUAGAAGGAGGAGGUUUAUAUGAAAGAAAGGUUGAAGUUAAACAAGGAAACGAAACAAUUGAACUAACUCUUUUGGGAACAAAAAGCACCAUGGAAUUGAUUAAGGAAGAUAAGUUUUUGGCAAUGCCUAGAAAAUAUACAUUCAAAAGUCUUAAACCUUUUGGACUGUUGUUAAGAGAUGGUGAAAAAAAAGAACAUGAUUCAUCUAUUUACCACCGUUUAGGUUUAGUAGAAUUAGGAGCAGGCAGUGAAAAGUUGAAAGAAAAUGUUAAAAGUAUAGCAAUUCCUAACCAAGUCCAAAUAGAAAUCCCCCCUAAACAAAACUAA
Ambispora gerdemannii is the source of this 549-nucleotide messenger RNA. NCBI's taxonomy places the organism in Eukaryota, Fungi, Glomeromycota, Glomeromycetes, Archaeosporales, Ambisporaceae. The record is from the annotation of a GenBank genome assembly.